UGGAUCCAACAUAUAGUGAAAAUUCAAAAAUACACUCAUUUUACAUCAAUAUUCAAAUGCUCAAUUUAGAAUUCCAAAGAUGGGCUAGUGGAUGGUGACAGCCGAAAAACACAGGCACAAUCCGCACACUAAAAGAAAAAAAAUGACACCAUAUAACCCCCAACUCAAUAUCUUGCUACGAGUCCAACCCAGAAAAAUGUUCACCGUGUGACAAUCAUUUUUGUCAUGAUCAAUCCACGAGUUGAUAACCUUGAUUAACCCAAAUACAAAACUAACAUUAUUAAUUAUCCGGCCAAGACCGGGUCAUAAACUAGUUAAAAAUGAGAAUCUUAGUGCAUGGCCGCACCUACCUUCCUUUCUUCACGUAAAAUUGUAAUCAUCAUCAAACUAAUUGCCGGCUUGCCGCCAAUCUUUUUUUUUCUACGGCCGGGGGAACCUUUUGGUAACUAAACAUCUUCCUAAUCUCACAUAUCCUUUUCUUAUUAAUUCUCCAUCUGUCAUCUUCCACUUAAUCCUCAUUCUUUCCAUAACUUGAAGCUAAUCAAACAAGCAAUUUUUAAACCUAUCCCUAUCUUCAGCUUCUUUUUAGCGACAUCAACAAGGUAAUGACAGCCUUCCCUCUCCCAAAUCUCUAGCUCUUUUUCAGUAAUACAACCAACUUAAGCCUUCAACACCUUCCAUAAGUAACACCUUACGAAAAUUUCAUAAAAUCAUAUAUUCCUUCCUCAAUCUUUCCUUUCGUCGAUCCCACUAAUUAAUUACAAUUAAGCACAAAUGAUCUCCUCCUCCAAUACCCAUUUCCCCGUUAAGUAUUCACAUACAUAAAUAGCUCUCUAUGAUCUUCCUCCGUUCUUACUACUUUCUCAUCAUCUAUCCCAAUUAGCAGCAAGGAGUUUACAAUGUCGCGUUUCUUUCUCUUUGUCGCGCUCGUUUCAUACUUCAUUUCGCUCAAUUUAGAAGUUGGUGGAGCGACGAGCAUUGGGAUCAACUACGGCCUGCUGGGAGACAACCUCCCGCCGCCGGAAAGAUGCGUCAGCUUGCUGAAGUCGAGGAAUGUGAAUCGGGUCCGGAUCUUCGACCCGAACCACGACGUCCUCACUGCGUUGGCUAACGCCGGCGGGAUGGAAGUAGUCCUGGGGACGCUGAAUGCCGAUCUGGAGCAGCUGGCCAGCAGCCCGUCCUUCGCGGCCCAAUGGGUCUCGGCCCACGUAAUCCCCUUCCGGCCCAGAUUGAAAUUCCGCUACAUCACGGCGGGGAACGAGGUCAUCCCGGGCCCAAUGGCCCAUCUCGUUCUAAACGCGAUCAAGAACCUCGACUCCGCCCUGAAAUCGGCACAAAUCACCGACGUCCCCGUCACCACGGCGAUCGGCAUGGCGUCGAUCGGGAAAUCGUAUCCCCCGUCGGCGGGCGAAUUCUCCGACGAAUCGAGGCCGUACGCCGGUCCGGUCGUGGAAUUCCUCGCAUCGAACGGCUACCCGCUGCUGGCGAACGUGUACCCUUACUUCGCCUACAAGAGCGACCCGGCGAACAUCGCUCGGGAGUACGCGUUGGGGAAUUCCGUCGCCGGAGGCGGCGGGAAGAGGGUGGUCGACGGGAAUUUGGAGUACCAGGGGUUGUUCGACGCGAUGGUGGAUGCGAUGUACGCGGCGGCGGAGAAGGUGAAUGGGGGAGGGUUGAAGGUUGUGGUGUCGGAGACAGGGUGGCCGAGCGCCGGAGCUGAGGUGGCGACGGUGGAUAACGCGAGGGCGUACGUGAACAACGUGGCGUCGAAGGCCCGUUCCGGCGCCGGGACGCCGAGGCGGCAGGGGAGUGAAGUGGAGACGUAUUUGUUUGCUCUGUUCAAUGAGGAUUUGAAGCCGCAAGGGGAAGAGCAGAAUUUCGGGUUGUACCGACCCGACUUGACGGAGGUUUACAAGGUUGAUUUGAAUUAAUUGCAGUUUUAAGUUCAACAAUGAGGAUGGGAACGGCGUCGUGCUCUAUUUAAUUUAGUUUUAGUAUAGUAUUCGGUCUUUGCUUCCCUCCCUCCAUCUAGAUGUUCAAGUUACGGGCUUCUUCAAAAAGCCAUGACCAGGGGCUUCUCUCAUCAUCUGAUUGAAACGAAUAGUUUCUCAAUAGUUGACAAGUUCUCUGGAGAAGGAGAAACAAAAUAAUGAAUGGUCUCUUAAUAAUUGAUGAGUUCUCUUGGAAAAGGAGAAACAAAAUAGAGAUGGCUUGGGAUGGUGAAUGAUUUUCUUAAAGAAAAAAAUUCAUUAUACAAGAACAACAUACUUUUUAAACAAUACUAGGCAAUUGUGAGUCCAAAACCCACAAAUAAAAAAAAAAUAAUGGAUUUUAAUUACUCUCUCAAAGCUCUUAAAACCAAAUUCAUCUAAUAUAAACGCUCUCGCUCCUGAUCAUGCUCUCACUUCCGAUCUCGCUCACGCUCCGCAAAUUGGUUACCUAAGUCUCAUACCCUCCCGUCGACAAAUGACGCCUCCUUCUUCCGCUGGGUGUGCAUCGGGAUGGAUGGGGAGUUUCUCAGUUGAAGCUCGGGGUCCAAGACCGUAUUCGUGGAGGGUGUCUUCAAGAGGAGUUGCCUAACCCAUCUACAUUACUACUUUUUGGAACGCCGCCAAAAUCAGCGUUGUGAUAAUAAUUUCAGUGUUGGGAACUGUAAGGUUCACAAGUUGUUUUUUGAGACAACUCAUAUAUUUUUAAGAAUUGUUAGUGAGAAAAACGAUAAUGGUAGGAUUGAUAGUGGGAAUGUUUUUGGAAACUUUUUAUUCUCAUCUUUCUCGACUUGGUGGUAUUUUGUGCUUAAUUUUGAUGAUCGCGUUCUCAAAAAAAUUUGAUUGAUUUCAAGUAGAUCAAUGAGUAUUUAGGAAUUGUUGCAUGGCUCGUUGUUUUUCCAAUUAGCGAUAAUGGAUUGGAUUGUGCUGGGACUCUUAUCUGGCGGUGGUUGUGCAAAGCAAGUUAGUAAUACAAAUAUUAUGAAGAAAUACCUUUUAAGCAAUUUAUUAUGAAAAUAAGAACUGGAAAAUUUAUUUUGAAAUAUAUAUAUAUAUUAAUUUCGUGAUGACCUAAUAAACAAUAAUACAUAUAAUAAAUAAUCAUCACUAACGUCACAAUCGCAAGUAGCACAAACAAUAUUUUCAAAUUAUCAAUAAAUUAUUUAUAAAAUCCUAAAUCCUUUGAAAAUAUGAAAGAAUUGGUUAAACACUAAUAAAAAAUAAAAUAAAAUUCAUCCGACCAACGGGUCUGGUAAAAGCUAGUACAAACCAGGUAGCGAAAACGAGAUUACUCAAACAAGGGUCGGGUAAAAGCUAGUACAAACCAGGUAGUGAAAACGAGAUUACUCAAACAAGGAUCAUGGCAUUGGCGGGCAAAGAAGAGAAGGAAUUGAUUUGAGAUCGCAUAAUGAGGAGGGUAAUUGAUGACAUGGUCACACAAGUCUAGCAUGAUAACAAAAUGGUCACCAAAUUUGGAAGGUGACUAACUACUGGUCAUAUAAGUACGUCAAGAUGCCAAAAUGGUACUUUCAUCUACUUCCGUCAAAAACUUUAACCGCUCAUAGCAUGCCAUCUCAAUCAGCUUAUCCCGACCAAAGGUAAGAUAGCCUAACGGUAAAGCUGCCGCGACAGUGAAGGUUUGGGAGUUGCAGAUCACAGGUUCGAAUCCAAGCGAGGCCCGUUGGUGUUCCCGGAGGUACAAGGCUGCUCGAGGCGAAGCCCCGUUGGCGUCAAAAUUGAUUGCAGGUGGCCCACAGAUUUAGUAGGACCCGAUGUCACAAAGUGGCACGUGGGGCUGAGGUUCCUGGGUAAUAAAAAAAUCAGCUUAUC
Linum trigynum is the source of this 3818-nucleotide messenger RNA. The record is from the annotation of a GenBank genome assembly. Lineage: Eukaryota; Viridiplantae; Streptophyta; Magnoliopsida; Malpighiales; Linaceae.